GCGUCCGUUCGAGUGUAUAUAAAAUUGUUGAUUAUAUCAACCAACAAAAUUGAACAUGUUGAAAGCUAUAGUACUUACCCUAUAAUCGUGAGAGGAAGGGGACAAAAGCCUGUACUAAAAAGGGAGAUGAGGUCAUAUGUAGUAAAUAUCGAAAGAUAUUUGACCAAGAUACUCCUCAAAGCUAGCGGUUAUGUGUGGAAUAAGUUGAAUUACUGAAGUCAGAGUUGUUUUGGGAAAGAUCCUUCCUUUUCUUGAGUACUACACUUACAAGAAUAUAUUUGUUGCUUUACGGUGAAAAUUUACGUACAAGUUUGUUCAAUUUUAAUAACAAAUACAUUACUUAUCGCAUUAAGGACAGACAACAAAAUGAUAUCCAUGCAUAACAUAUUAAUUUGAAUUAAUCAAAUAAUACGCGUUAUAUAUGCUACCGGAGAAGUCUCAUAUAAAAGAUUAGUUUUAAUGAGAUGGCAGAGGUUUCGUAGUAGUCGAGAUACUAUUUAUAUAAAUAAUAUCAAGAUGAAGGGAACUAAACACUUAACUUUGAUUAAUAGAUCUUAUACUUCAAUUAAUCAAGUUAGGUCAUACUCAACGAGAAACAAACGAAAUAACUCUGUAAUUGUACAAUUACAGGAAGAAAAUUCCAAGGAGUUUGAUCGUUUAGUUAAACAUUGAAAGAUUUGUAAAAUAAAUCCUGAACGUAUAUUUAGAGACUUAAAAGGUCUUUUAAAGUUAGAUGCUGUAUGAUUUGCGGCAUAUUUGAAGAUAAUGAGUAAUCGAGGAUCUAAAACAGUAGGACCCGAUAAAUUAUCAGGUAACUCACUUACCCGGAAACGGAUACUUGAGAUCAAAGAGCUUGUUUUAGCCAACGAGUAUAAUUGAGCUGGAGUUAAGCGGAUUAACAUCCCUAAACCUGGUAAACCUGGUAAAACUCGGCCUAUAGGAAUUCCAAGUAUUAAUGAUAGACUAGUACAGGAAGUCAUUAAAAUGAUUAUUGAACCUGUCUUUGAACUCACUUUUUCCAACAAUUCUUUUGGGUUUAGACCUAAUAGAAGUUGUCAUGAUGCUUUAAAAUAUAUUAAUACUUAUAUGAAAGAUAGUAUUUGAUAUAUUGAAGGUGAUAUUAAGAGUUAUUUUGAUACUAUUGAUCACAAAAUAUUAAUGCAAAUAAUUGAAUCUCGUAUAAAAGAUCCUAUUAUCCUUAAAUUGAUAAGAACUGGACUUAAAGCUAAAGUUUAUGAAAAUAAAUUAGUGUUUAUACCUGAAGUGGGAUCACCACAAGGAGGUAUUCUUAGCCCAUUAUUAUCUAAUAUAUAUUUGGAUAAAUUCGAUAAAUUUAUGGAGGAAUUAUGUAUUAAAUAUCAAGGAACAGUUUUACCAAAUAACCGUCAAAAAUCUCCUGAGUAUCAUGCUCUUAUGAGAAGUGGAAAUAAGAAGGAAGUUUAUACUAGACAAAUUAGUAGAAAUAAUCCUUUUCAAGCUGAGUACAGAACAGUUAAAUAUGUCAGAUACGCGGAUGAUUUCCUAAUAGGUAUUUGUGGUAGUCGGAAACUAGCUGUUGAAAUUAAGAACAUUAUUAAUGAAUUCUUUAUUAAUGAAUUAAAUUUAUCUUUAAGUGAAGAUAAAACUCAUAUUACUCAUAUUAGCAAAGGAAUACCAUUUUUAGGUCAUAUUAUAGGUCGUAAUACUUAUGUUAUUAAACAACGGUUUAGUAAUAGUAUAGUGAAUCGAAGAAUGACUAUUCCUACGUUAUAUGUAAAUAUGAAAAAGGUUAUUGCACAUUUAGCAGAAAAACGUUUCUGUGAUGGUAGUGGUAACCCUAUACCUAAUUUUAGAUUCCUUAGAUUACCUCAAUCUGAGAGUAAUAAGAAAAUUAAUAUGAUAUUACGUGGAUUAUGUAAUUGAUGAUCCAUAUCAAGUAAUCGUAAGCAAGCAACAGCUCGUGUUGCGUAUAUUCUUAGAUAUUCUAUAGCUAAAGUAUAUGCAGCUAAAUUUAAACUUCCUACAGUAGCCUCAGUGUUUAAGCGAGGAGGUAACGAUAUUAGUCGUCCUCUUGGUGCAAAACUAAAGUCAGCUGUAGGAGUUGUUGACAAAGCAAAUGUUAAGAUACCUGGGAUCUUGUAUGAUAGAUAUAAUAGAAUCCCAAAACGGGCAGGUAGCAAAUUAUUAAAAGAUUGAAAACCUGAAUAUCUUAAAGUACUAGAAAGUAAUACUGCGGAAGAAUUGUUUAAUAUUCUAAACAAUAAUAAAGUUAGUAAUCCUUUAGGUUCUCUAAACUGACGAUUACAGAAAUCACUUUGACACCAAGGUGCUCCUUGUGAUGUAUGUGGAUCAUUUGAUAAUGUACAAAUGCAUCAUAUUAAAGCUAUUAAGGAUAUGAAACCCCUUAAUAGUAAACUUUCCCAAUAUAUUCGAGCGAUUGAAUCUCCUCAAAUAGCUUUAUGUCAUAAACAUCAUCUUGAAAUACAUAAGGGUUCAUGAAAUAAAUCGCCAAUGAAACCACGUUAG
This is a messenger RNA of Lodderomyces beijingensis, 2505 nucleotides long. NCBI's taxonomy places the organism in Eukaryota, Fungi, Ascomycota, Pichiomycetes, Serinales, Debaryomycetaceae. The record is from the annotation of a GenBank genome assembly.